AUGAGCUUAACUAAAAUAUAUUUACGUUAUUACCCUCCAGGUUUGGCGCUCAACUGUCGCACCGCCGAUGGCAAGGAAACGCUGCACCACAUAGAUCUACUGAACCUAAAGGCGAACACACGAGUGGAGAGUGUGAUCAAAACCAUUACAAACAAUUUACCAAACUCUCAGGAAGGAGGUCGUAGUAUUUGCAGCACCGUAGCACCAAAUUGUGCAGCUGGCGUCGCUGAUAAACAACAACACAUAUUGGACUCACCACAAGCUGACAAGAAAGACAUAACAACUGAUACACUUUUUCUACAACAAAUUAUCGACAACUAUACGGAUCCGCUGCGGCAGGCAAUUUCGAAAUUGCAACGCAAAUUGUUGGAGCCCACACAGAAGAAAUUCUAUUCGCAACGUCGUGUGACACACCUGUUGCCACUGACCAACAUCUGCUUCGACAGAAGCGGUACGCGCUGCUUGACCGGCAGUUACGACCGCAUUUGUCGCAUUAUCAAUACACACGACACCAUGGAGGAGCAGCUACUAAAGGGGCACGAUAAUGUUGUCUUCUCCGUUGCCUUUAAUCAGCCAAAAUUAUUUCUUACAUGGCCCUUUUCUUCCUAAGUUAAUUAACUUAACCGUUACUUGUAUUUCGACAGCGACAAGGUGGUCACCGGUUCGUUCGAUGGCACGGCGCGUGUUUGGCAAACUUGGAAUGGCCAAUCGUUGUGCACGCUGUACGGUCACACAGCCGAACUGGUGAUGGCUGAAUUCGAUCCCAUACAAUCGCGUGUUAUUGCCACCGCUUCCAUGGAUGGUAGCGCGCGCUUAUUUGACAUCGAGACGGCUUUCGAGCUACAGCAGUUGCGUCAACACGGCGCCGAGGUGAUUGUGAGUCGCUUCAGUCGCUGUGGCAAUAUGUUGCUCACCGCAUCCUUUGACAGCACCGCUGCCAUUUGGGACAUACGUAGUGGCUGCCUAAGCGCACAACUACGCGGUCACACGGCCGAACUAAGUAACUGUGUGUGGAAUUUCUCCUGUGAUCGAAUUGCCACGGCUUCGCUGGACAGCACCGCCCAGCUAUGGGAUGUACGUCGACUGAACGUGCCGUUAUACAAAAUAACGGGGCAUCGCGAGGAGGUGCUAGACGUUUGUUUUGACUCAACCGGUUGUCGUUUGGCCACAUGUAGCAGCGACUGUACGGCACGCGUGUGGGACGUACGUGGCGAUUUAGUGCAGCUCUCCAUUAUGGAGGGUCAUAAAGAUGAGGUGUCAAAGGUUUGCUUUAGUCCACCAGGUUCUCUACUUUUGACGGCUUCUGCCGAUAACACGGCGCGUCUAUGGUUUACGGAGUCCGGUCAGUGUUCACAGGUUUUAAGCGGCCACGAUUCUGAAGUAUUCUCCUGCGCAUUUAGCUAUGCGGGUGAUAUUAUAGUCACGGCUUCGAAAGACAACACUUGUCGCUUGUGGAGAUGA
Bactrocera latifrons is the source of this 1461-nucleotide messenger RNA. Its product is annotated as dynein assembly factor with WDR repeat domains 1. The record is from RefSeq and is a predicted model, not a curated record. Gene Ontology annotation, molecular function: protein binding. NCBI's taxonomy places the organism in Eukaryota, Metazoa, Arthropoda, Insecta, Diptera, Tephritidae.